Oryctolagus cuniculus (rabbit) is the source of this 1240-nucleotide messenger RNA. The record is from RefSeq and is a predicted model, not a curated record. NCBI's taxonomy places the organism in Eukaryota, Metazoa, Chordata, Mammalia, Lagomorpha, Leporidae.
AUGCCUGAAGAAAAUCAUAGCAUGAAAAAUGAGUUUAUCCUCACAGGAUUUACAGAUAAACCAGAGCUAACCUCUCUGUUUUUUGUGGUAUUUUUUGUCAUCUAUCUAGUGACCAUCGUGGGAAAUCUUGGUCUGAUGAUACUAAUUUCAAAAGAGCGUUGUCUUCAUACACCAAUGUACAUGUUUCUGGGAAACUUGGCUCUUGUGGAUUCUUGCUGUGCCUCUGCAAUUACUCCAAAGAUGUUAGAGAACUUCCUUUCUAAAGACACAAUGAUUUCCCUCUACGAAUGUAUGCUGCAGUUCUAUUUUCUUUGCACUGUUGAAACUGCAGAUUGCUUUCUGCUGGCAGCAAUGGCCUAUGACCGCUAUGUGGCCAUAUGCAGCCCCCUGCAGUACCACACCAGGAUGUCAAAGAAGCUCUGUGUUCAGAUGAUCAUCGGGGCCUUCAUAGCUGGAAACUUGCAUUCCAUGAUUCAUGUAGGGCUUCUCUUUAGGUUAGCAUUUUGUGCAUCAAACCACAUUCACCACUUUUACUGUGAUAUUCUUCCUUUGUACAGACUCUCCUGUGUUGAUCCUUAUGUCAAUGAACUGGUACUAUUCAUCUUUUCAGGCUCAAUUCAAGUCUUCACCAUAGGUAGUGUCUUAAUAUCUUAUCUCUACAUUCUUUUUACGAUUUUCAAAAUGAAAUCCAAAGAGGGAAGGGCCAAAGCCUUUUCCACUUGUGCAUCCCACUUUCUGUCUGUUUCGUUAUUCUAUGGGUCUCUUUUCUUCAUGUAUGUUCGACCCAAUUUGCUGGAAGAAGGAGAUAAAGAUAUACCAGCUGGUGUUUUGUUUACAAUAGUUGUUCCCUUACUCAAUCCUUUCAUUUAUAGCCUGAGAAAUAAGGAAGUAGUAAGUGUCCUGAGAAAAAUUCUGAAGAAAAAAUAAUCUCAAAAAACUCUAACAAACCACAUUUAUUGCAGCUUAAUGAUCUGAAUGGAGAAAAAACUUCCACAUGAAAUUACAAAGAGGAAAUGCAAAAAUUAUAUGCAAAAUAUUUAUAAAUUAUAAUACAUUCAAUUUAGGCAAUAAUAAUAUAAGGGGAGAGCAUAUUGAAAGGAGUCAACUGUGCUAAAUCCUAACUCAAAAUAACAAAAAUCAGAAGCAAAUCUUGAACUCAUUCAAGUAACAACAGAAUUUUUUCAAGUGCAUGGACUGUUUCAGCAUCAAACCUAAUUAGCACCCAAAAGACAACAGCCAA